CGCUUUAGUUUUUGGCUCUGCCUCCUGGGAUUUAUCAUGCCAGAAAAUGUACCUGACUCACAUCGCAAGAUCUGGGGAGGACACUGGCCCUUUCUCCGUUGAUGAUCCGUUUCUUCGAACGGGAGAUAAUCAUCAAAUGGCAGGCAGGAACGAUGUCUCCAGGCAGAUGACCUCAUGGCCCACUGUGUUUGUUUGCUCUUGCCUUUAUUCAUGGGAUCUCGCUGGCUGCCUGACACCCCGCGAUGCUUGUGAGUCCGUUUGCUCGGUAGACAGGAACGACUCAAAGAGGCCUCGCUCAUUGUCCGCCUUUCUAUCUUCCUCUCCGACUCUCUUCUCCACACCCCCGUUGCUGUCUCGAUCUUCUCUCCCUUAACACAAGGCCCGAACGCAUCCGGCAUUGAGAACUCUACCGCAAAGAUGCCCUCGUCCAAGGCUUCCAAAAAGAAGCAGCGCCUCAAGAAGCUGCCGCUGAGAGAAACGCGGGCUUCCGAGAUGACCCAAGAGGACAUCACCCCCCUGGUCUCCGGCCUGGAGCCCAAGUCCUAUGAGCAAGUCAUCGUCGAUGCUGCUCGUGAAUUUGACGAUGUUGCCGAUAUGGUCGUCGAGCAGCACCAAUCACUUGUCAAAAUCCGGGCCCAUGAGCAAACACUUGUUGCCGACUUUGCCCGAAUGACCAAGGCAAUCGAGAGAUCCCUGGGUGCAAAAUAUCACGAGCUUCUUGCCCCCACCACAGCCGAAGAUAGUCCCACACGGGUCCGAAAGUACGCCAAGAAGCUGGCCAACGACAUCGAUGCCGCUCUGAACUACAUGACCGCUGAGAUCACGCCCGACUCGCUCUAUGCCACCAAAUUUGCGGCCUUGAACGGCAUGCGGGCUGUGUUGGAGAGCAUUCUCCGCUGCCCCAAGCCUCUUCUGAGCGCUCUAUCCCGACAGCCAUCGUUCAAGAGUUGGGACAUCAAAUUGAUGGUGGUGUUGAAGCAUCUGAACUGUGAUGACAUAUGCAAGCUCAAGUGUGGCAAAUUCAGAUGCGGCGAGCAGGAGACACCUACUCAGUGGAUGAAAGACAUGAAGCGCCUUCAUUGGAUCGACCAUGCCUUUCAGUUCAAGUAUGAGAGGGUGCAAGCAACCACGAUCCCGCAGGCUGUGAAGCACGAGGUGACCAUCCGACAGAAGAGUCCGCCUGUGCCCUCCCCGGCUGAGGCUUCAUCCUCGCAGAGCCCUUCACUUGAGCCCGACCUGGCUGGGCCUUCCGAGAGCGCCUCCUCGUCCGAGCCGGCCAAGACAGAGCCCCCCAAGGCAAAUUUGACCAAGGGUGAGCUCAAAAACAUGGUCUCUCCCCUUUUCCCCUCUAUUCUCGAGCAGAUCAUGACCUCCACAGCUCUCGCCCAUGCCUCAGUCAUCCCUGCGCUCAGGGCCGUCCGGAAAAUCAAGGCUGCGGCCGAAUCAUCGAUGGCCCAAGACUGGGCUCGAGUUGCCGGGGUUGUACACAGCGGCCUCAACGAUCGCUAUCGUAUCCGCAAGAUCUACCGCCACGGAUUUAGUGUUCACGCCUAUGCCAACGAGUCGGCCGAAGUCACGGACGAGGCACUCACCAAGUUCUAUAUGGAGCUCAAGAACCUUUACAAGCCCCUUCUCGCCACCAAGAUAGCCGCUUUGGAAAGUUGUCGCAAGGUUCUGGAAGAUCUUCUAUGCUGCCCCGAUGAACUGAGAGAUGCCAUUUGCUUCCAUGUCGGUUCCGCUCAAACCAAUACUUGGGCCUUCAACAUGGUGAAGAUUUUGGACUGUUUUGAAGACGAGGAGAUUUACAAGUUGGUCAAGGGCGAAACGGAUGAGCCGAAUGAGUUUUGGACGAAGCGCAGCGUGCCAGCUCUGAUGGAGCUUGUGAAGGACAAAGCGCCAGUCGGCCACCCCGACAGAAAGGAGUUCUUUCGUGGUGGUCUCCGGGAGGUCUGGCUGCGCGUGUAUGCCGCAGUCAUCAAGUAUGGAGCCCCCCCCAAGACGCUCAUGUUUGAGGGCCUAUGUGUCUGCUGUUAUUGCGACGACCUUGAUGAGGAAGAUUACUGCUCUUGUGGGAACGGCGAGGGCUUUGACGAUGAGGAGGAUGAAAGCUUCCAUGAAGCGAUGUUGGCCUUGUUGUCUCCGAAUCCUUUUCUGCUCUAA
This is a messenger RNA of Podospora pseudocomata, 2160 nucleotides long. RefSeq lists its product as uncharacterized. NCBI's taxonomy places the organism in Eukaryota, Fungi, Ascomycota, Sordariomycetes, Sordariales, Podosporaceae. The transcript has 4 exons. The coding region runs from base 418 to 2160 and encodes 580 amino acids. The record is from RefSeq and is a predicted model, not a curated record.